AAGAAGAAGAUGAACAUCUCACAAAAACAAGCAUGGCUGGGAAUGUGAGCGGCGCAGCGGCACCAAUAAGUUCUCUGUCUAAGCUUCAGUCUUUAAAUGGAUUGUUCGCCAUAUAUAAGAAACAAGGGCCGACAUCUGCUGAUGUGUUAAACAAGUUCAAAGAUACUUUGCUCAGAGAGGCGGGAGUGCAGUACCCAAACAGCAAAAAGAGGAAGAAGCAGCAUCUGAAGAUUGGCCACGGAGGGACCCUGGACAGCGCUGCCAGCGGAGUCUUGGUUGUCGGUAUUGGGAACGGGACAAAAAUGCUCAGCACGAUGUUGACAGGUUCAAAGAAAUACGUGGCUGUGGGAGAACUGGGAAAAGCAACAGAUACCCUUGAUGCCACUGGAACGGUGAUCAUGGAGAAAGUGUUUGAGCACAUAACCAGGCUGGACAUGGAGGAGAAGUUAAAAACUUUUACUGGGGACAUUAUGCAGGUUCCUCCACUCUUCUCCGCCCUGAAGAAAGACGGCCAGCGUCUGUCUGUGUUGUUGAAGAAAGGUCACCAGGUGGAGGCCAAACCUGCACGGCCCGUCACCGUGCACAGCCUAACACUGCAGGAGUUCAAACCUCCUCUCUUCACUCUCGAUAUUGAAUGCGGUGGAGGGUUUUAUGUCAGAAGCCUGGUGGACGACCUGGGGAAAGCUCUGUCGUCGUGUGCUCAUGUGAAGGAGCUGGUCAGGACGAAGCAGGGCCAGUUCACCCUGCAGGAUCACGCGUUGCACGAGGAGCAGUGGACGCUGCAGAACGUCGUUGGGGCGCUGCAGCCCUGCCCAGAGGAGGACCAGAGGACGGACUCUCCCAGAUCCCCACAGAACGCUACCUAACAUUUGGCAGCUGGCUAAAGGAAGAGCCGUUUGGUGCCAUCCUCUACCUGCUUUGUCCUCCAGAGAGAUCAGCUGUAAACAUGAGAUCGUUUGGUUUGUUUAGUGACUGGUGGCAGAAAACUGACUGGUGGUAAAACCAUCAUUGUUCUCCUGGAGGUCAGUGGACUACUCUGAACUGGACUGUCUUUGCUCUUUAUGGUUGGUUAAAUAUAAUUCUUUCUUUUGUUGAAGGUGCAGUUUAAAUUUUAUGAAGAAAUGUAAUAAAUUAUGUAAUGUGUAAAGUUUUUUUUUACAUAUUUGUUAAAGCUGUCACCAUGGAGUGACAGUUUGAGAUAAUCUGAAAAGAUGGAUCUCCACCUCCACACUGAGCUACUAUUGACCUACAGAAAUGCACCGUUCCUGACCAAAAACAACCAAUCAGCGCUAGGAGGCGGGUCUUGGCGCUAUCAAUGAAUAUAAUGCCCUUGCCACUGUGGCACAUGAAAUUGUGAUUGACAGCAGUAAGACCCUCCUGACUGAUUGGUUUUUGGGUUGUUGUUUUUUUGUCUCUCAUGUUGUCAUGACAUGGUGACAGCUUCUACAAAUAUUAGAAACUUGGAGCCUUAUGGACCAUUGUCCUCAUUGAACCUUUUCAUUUCACAACAUCAUUCAAAUUAAGUUUAUGUACUGUCUUGCUGUAAUAAAUGUCUCCAUAAGAGGUCCCUA
Molecule: messenger RNA, 1571 nt
Organism: Poecilia reticulata (guppy)
Lineage: Eukaryota; Metazoa; Chordata; Actinopteri; Cyprinodontiformes; Poeciliidae
Gene: trub1
Product: TruB pseudouridine (psi) synthase family member 1
Biological process (GO): mRNA pseudouridine synthesis; tRNA modification
Cellular component (GO): nucleus
Molecular function (GO): RNA binding; pseudouridine synthase activity
Source: RefSeq, a predicted model, not a curated record